Apis mellifera (honey bee) is the source of this 2005-nucleotide messenger RNA. RefSeq lists its product as uncharacterized. The coding region runs from base 43 to 342 and encodes 99 amino acids. The transcript has a single exon. Lineage: Eukaryota; Metazoa; Arthropoda; Insecta; Hymenoptera; Apidae. The record is from RefSeq and is a predicted model, not a curated record.
UCGUCGACCCCUUCGUCGACCACCUCGCACCCACCCUAUCUGAUGUACGACGAGGACGGGAGCACGGCGGACCAGAAGAUCGAGGAGGACGGGAGGGGCGCGAUCGAGGCGGGAGGGAUCAGCGGCGAGCGGGUGAUCGCCGCGUCCGGCGGCAUAGGCGUCGGCGUCGGGAUAGGGAUCGGUGGAUCCGGUGCCGCUCCCGGGGGGGGCACGGGGUUGGCCAGUUACUGGCAACACGCGACCACCGCCACCGGUUACUGGCCCUCGUUGCUCGACUGUUGGACCACCCCGUCCAUCGCUUCCGGCUCGCAAACCCUCUCCCUGCCGCGGGACGAGAACUGAGAACAGCGGCCGUUGCCGCGACGCCAGCCUCGUCCUCGCAAGUAAUUCUCCUUUGCCUGGGAUACUUUUCUCUUCGAGGCCCUCGUCGAGCAUUAUUCCCUUUUCCCUUCUUUGUCGCGUAUAUACGUAUCGAUGUGUGUUAGAGGUUACGAUACAUGUGUAUAUAUGUAUACAUAUAUGUAUUUUCUUCAGUCUUCUUUCGUCUCGUUUAAAAUCGUUUCCAAUCGGUUUUUUUUAAUCACGUGAGAUGAUUUCGCGAGGAUUCACGUCAUUCGUAACUCGUGAUUUUUAAUUACGCGUUGUCCUUCGCUGAUUCUUCGCAGAUUUAAUGGUUAUUUAAUGCCAGGAUUUAAUUGUAUUCUUCCCAGGUGCAAAACAGGUGAAUGGGAUGAAAGAUUGUACAUACGAUUGUAAAUGCACGAACGAUCGAAUCGAAUAUAUGGGUAUAUAUAUAUAUUAUAUAUAAAAUAUUUAAUGUUUCGAGGUGCAUGCUUCAUCCGUAAAAUGGAACGGAAUCGCAGAGAACGAUCUCGUAGAAAGGAUUCUUAAGUUUCCUAAGAAAUUGGUUGAGAAUUGAGGAAUUCUUUUAUUUUUCUCUCCUUUCCUUUCUCGCAUUUUUUAUCGAAAAUGCGAGGGAAUUAUUUGACAAAUACUCGAGCCAAAGUGCAAUAUUUUCGAUUAUCGUUUUUCUCGAUGGAAGAAAAAGUAAGUAAUGAUUUAUCGGAGCAACGAGCUUUCGUAUCGUCGUUAAAAAAAAGUUUAUCUUUAACCGCGAUUAAUUCCUCGUCGAGUCACAGAAUAUGCAUCGUGCGUUUCGAAACAGAAUUCAAACGGGCAACGGGAAUUUCGAAUUUCGUUGCCGAACAGUCUUUCACAGACUCUCGAAGAAACGAAAAAAAGAAAAAGAAAAAAAGAGGAUAAAAGAUAAAUUCAAUUAGAGAAACAAAACGAGAAGGGAAAGAUGAUGGGAUGACUGAUGAAGGGGAAAGAAAGAAAGAAAGAAAAAAAAAAGAAAAGAUCCAGCGCGGAUCUUUGAGAUGUACUCACUAUCCUGUAGAUAUAUGUAUAGUAGACGCUGAUUUUACGCGAUUCGUAAAUAUCUUUUAGAAUUGUUAUAUUGUAAUGAUGAUAAUAAUAACAUUACCCAACAGAAUACCAAAAAAAUAAAUAAAUAAAUAAAUAAAUAAAUAAUAACGAAAGAAAAAUGUAAACCAUACAGGCUGUAUGUAAAUGAAAAUGGCCACCGUUACUGGCGUUCCUCGCGGUGCGGUGGUACUUUGUACAGUGUACGAGGAAAGAAAAUCACUUUAUCGACUUAUGCAUACGUUAUAAAUAUUAUUAAUAAUUAUAUUGAAUAAUUAUAAAGGAAGAAAAAUGAAAAAAAAAAAACUGUAUUCGAUAUCCUUGCAGGGCACGUGUAAUUGAACUUUUGGAGUCCAUCGAUUCAUCAUCCUCUUCGCGUCUCGUUUACAACUUCAUUAAGUUCGAUCACGUCUUCAAUCGCGCGUGACGAUUGCGCGUGUCGUUAUUUUUUUUCAUCGACCACUGCGUUUAAUAAUAAAAUUGUUAAAUUGUACGAAAUUGUUCGACAAAAAAAAAAAUUGGAAUUUGGACAGGGUGUCGUGUUUUUUAAAACGGAAAAAAAAAGACAAAAAAAAAAAAA